Messenger RNA from Galendromus occidentalis (western predatory mite), 852 nucleotides. Its product is annotated as estradiol 17-beta-dehydrogenase 8. The coding region runs from base 49 to 798 and encodes 249 amino acids. The transcript is spliced from 7 exons. Gene Ontology annotation, biological process: fatty acid biosynthetic process. NCBI's taxonomy places the organism in Eukaryota, Metazoa, Arthropoda, Arachnida, Mesostigmata, Phytoseiidae. The record is from RefSeq and is a predicted model, not a curated record. Gene Ontology annotation, molecular function: quinone binding; oxidoreductase activity, acting on the CH-OH group of donors, NAD or NADP as acceptor.
GAAAUCUGCAGUGUUCGGAAUCAGCUGUCACCCACUGAAGUGAGCGGUAUGUCGAUAACUGGGAAACUUGCUGUCGUCACCGGAGGGGCUUCCGGAAUCGGGAGAGCGGUUUGUCAGGCCCUCGCUCGCAACGGCUUCAGAUGCGUUGUCGCAGACUUGAACCUGGAAGAUGCCAAGAAGACGAGCGACAUUCUGGAAAAGACUGCCGAUGGAAAACAUUCGGCUGUCGAAGUUGAUGUCUCGAACGGGAGCUCGGUUGCUUCGCUAUUCGCAAAGGUCAAAGAAUUCCAUUCGAUGCCAGCGAAUGUUGUCGUCAAUUGUGCCGGAAUAACCCGAGAUGGGUUCCUGCUGGACAUGUCUGAAACUCAAUUCGAUCAGGUCGUGAAUGUGAAUCUGAAGGGAACGUUCCUGAUCACAAAACAUGGUGCUCAGGAAAUGAUCGCGGCCCAGAUCCCCGGUUCGAUCGUGACCAUUUCCUCGGUGAUCGGCAAAACCGGCAAUAUCGGUCAGACGAACUACGCCGCUUCCAAAGCGGGCGUGGUCGGAUUUACAAAAUCGGCUGCUCAAGAACUGGCGAAAUUCAAUAUACGGUGUAAUUCCGUCCUUCCUGGCUUCAUUGACACGCCGAUGAUAGCGACGGUGCCCGAAAAAGUCAUGUCGAAGGUAGAAGGCAGCAUACCCUUGAGGCGCAGAGGUACUCCGGAUGAGGUGGCUGAGGUCGUGCACUUCUUGGCGUCGGAGAACAGUUCUUACAUGACUGGAAGCAUCAUCGAGGUCACAGGAGGACUCUUCAUGUAAUGCUUUACCGACGCGCGCAGUGAAUCGUUCUGAACAGUUUUGUAAUAAACUCUA